This is a messenger RNA of Corythoichthys intestinalis (scribbled pipefish), 2913 nucleotides long. RefSeq names its product leucine rich repeat containing 53 (gene lrrc53). The coding region runs from base 14 to 2467 and encodes 817 amino acids. The record is from RefSeq and is a predicted model, not a curated record. Lineage: Eukaryota; Metazoa; Chordata; Actinopteri; Syngnathiformes; Syngnathidae. The transcript is spliced from 2 exons.
UAAUGGAAGGAGAAUGGUGUGUGUGAGUGCUGACAAUCCGGCUGUAACUACAGUGCUAGAGCUGACUGAAGCAAACUGUGUCCCGUCCAAUCAAAACAUCACAGUACAGAUAGAGAAGAAAGACACUGUGACUCCUCAAGUAUAUGCCCGGGAUUUGGCCAUUACAGCUGUUCUCUGCUUUUUGGGUGGCAUAUGCUUGACACUGCUGAUAGUCUUGAUCUACUAUCAAGUUUCUCACCGAAAGAAAGCAAUACAAAGUCAAAAACAGAGAGGGACAGAAGAAGGCAAUGGACCAGUGGCUAACUAUCUCACUAAUCACUAUGAUGUUGAUGAGAAGCACAGGAAGCAUUUUUUGCACACUCAUCACCUAUUGGACAGUAAAAGCAUACCAUCCGGCAUAGGGACAGACGGCUAUGGAAGCCAGUUUCAUCUCAGAGCUGAUGAAGAUGACAGACAUUUCAUGUGUCCAGAUUGUAAAGUUGAAGGAUCAAAGCUAAAUCAAUGGGAUAACGGAAACAAUGGUGUAAUGCUGGAAGGAGACAUGAGGAGACUGAGGAUGUUGGUCACAGAGGAGGAGAAGGAGAGGAAGCAACUUGAGAGCCAACAAGAAAUUCUGGGAAGAGGCAUUCCUCACAAUGUUCUGUCUAGUGGUAGUUCCGUACCUUCAUCUCGUAAAUGGAAAGACGCCUUCAGUCACACACCAGAUAUCCCAGCUGGUUAUCAAGCAAACAAUGAGCUAGGUGUGAGGUUUGAUAUGGGGAGUAGACAACCUGGGAAGGUCAUUUGUAAGAGCUGCCACAGGGCAAAUGGGAAGUCAGCAAAGACUAUGAGAGAAAGUAGGAUUCAUUCUAACAUGAGAGACACGUCUCUGUUCGAUGACACUAUCGGUAAUAUUGGCGAUAGAUGGAGGGGUAUCGAUUCCAACCAGUUGGACGGAACGAAAAACCUGCAAACCAGAAAUGUGACAUUCAGUAUGGAAAGAAAUCGUCAAGCAACUGGAAGAAGGUCUGAUAUAGUGAAUAUGUCCAGAAACAUGGAGAGAGAAGUGCAGAGGCACCACAAAGGAAAGCUACAGUCCAGUGGCUUGCUAAAGUCUAAGCCUAACUUGAAACCACUUCGAAAGGCAAAAGUCCAUCCGAAAAGGAAAACUGAGCAACAGAGAAAUCUCUCCAAGAGGAAUGACAGAAGACAAGAAGAAGAACAACUGGAACGGUUGGGAAGCAGAGGAAGCUCAGGUGAACAUUCAAAAGGAAACAACAGGAAAGCUAAAAAAAUACCAGCGAGUGAGGGAUUAAUUGAAGAUGAUGACAAGAAGGAUGUCGGAAAAGAUCAAAGAGUCAAAGCUACAUCUGAUAGUGUGCACAUUUUCCAGGAUACAGAAGGCGACCAAGCACAGACUCAUCAAAGAAAGGCUCAACUCACAACAGUUUCUCCAGCUACUGGCGCCACAGACACACCUCAACCAAUCAUAGCAGAGGGAACUGGGCAGAGUCUGACUGCUCCACACCAUGAAGCUAAAAUUGUUCUUGGGAGUUCUCAACUUUCCUCUCAGCAACCAUUUCUUCUCUCUGCUGCCGACAUGAUUCAUUCAAAGAGUCAUCUCCUGCAAGGAUCAGCAGAUUCACAGCAAGUGGGCAGCAAUCUCUCUGUCCAGGGAGGAAGUCUUUUACUCAAUACAGCAAUACCAGCAGGUGGUUCACUACUCUCUUCUGGUAUGUUUCCUAACAUGGUAGGUAGUAGCUCCAUUUCCUUGAGCGGAGUUUCAGAUAGUAGGCAAGUAGGCUUCAUUUCACCUGUGACAUCUCUUCUAGCAAGUCCCAGCGCCACCAACCCUAUGCAGUCAAGUGUGUUAAAGACUUCUCCACUUCAUGGUCCCCAACCUGGAGGACUUGAACCCAACAUACCCCUUAAUACUUCAAACACCCAAAAUUGCUCUAAAAGCCAGUUGGACCUUGACACUACUCUUGAACAAAAAGUGAUGUCAGACCCAGGCCCGGAUCAAGGACUUGAGACUGUGCAUAAAACAUCUAAUUUAGCCUCUGAAUCUGAACCUUUAAGCCCCUUCCUUCCAAUUACAAAAUCUCCAAGUAUGGAUAAUUCAAAAGAGGUAAACCCUCAGCUUCCGAAAGCAAUGAACACUGUUGAGAAUUUGUCAAAAAGUUACCGUCAAAUAGAAAAUCAGACUGUGGCAGUUGGUCCGGUAGACAGUUUAUUUGAUGGUGGAAGGUGUGAAACUGAAUUACAAGCUGUGUCUGAAGGAGACAUCCUGGGUGCAAACGUGUCUCCGCAAGGUGAAUCUACACGGAGCACAUCCACUUCAGGCAGCGCAAAGGCCACCUCUCCUCUGCUGCAGCAGGAGUACCUUUCAGAGGAGGGUGGCUCUUCCUCAAGAAGAAAGCUGAGACUAGUGCUCCCUGAGAAGACAUCCAACCGAGAACCCACACCACUGGAAAAGAAAAUACGCUAGUUACACAAAAUUCUAGACCAUUAAGUGGGCCUCGGACUGCAAGCGACCUGCUAGCUCAAACAUUUUAAAGGGAACCUCGGACAUAAAGACUUUUAGGCUCUAGUAAGCCAUAAUUGUUCUCUUUUACUGAAAUAUGUUGUUAGAAACACAUAAAAUAUCACCAUUUAUUUAGAAAUCUUUCAUAUUUAGUACAUGAUUUGACCUACGGAGGGCGCUAUGUUUUAUGCGCACAUUGGACCCUCGGGGUAGAUGAUGUACUGUAGUUUGUCACUGUCACUAGACGAACACUACGAGGGUUACUGCAAUUCCUUCUAGGACUGCAGCUAUAGAAUAUUUUAGUAAUCGAGUAAUCGACUGAAAAUUCUAUCGUUUAAUCGAGUAAUCAGAUCAAACAUAUUUUUUUAGGUAAAGAGCAAUUAAUAAAUAUAGAUGAGAAAACAAGACAU